Molecule: messenger RNA, 3007 nt
Organism: Homarus americanus (American lobster)
Lineage: Eukaryota; Metazoa; Arthropoda; Malacostraca; Decapoda; Nephropidae
Gene: wls
Product: protein wntless-like
Exons: 12
Coding region: 124-1770 (548 amino acids)
Biological process (GO): intracellular protein transport; Wnt signaling pathway; Wnt protein secretion
Cellular component (GO): endomembrane system; organelle membrane
Molecular function (GO): Wnt-protein binding
Source: RefSeq, a predicted model, not a curated record
CGUCAGACAGUCAGUUUUCAUUGGUGAGUGUUGGUGAGAAGAGUGUGGAUAUCGAUCUCUAGACUUCCCUUGACUCGUUCUUAGAGAAAAAAAAGUCCAAGAGCUUUAAAAUAAUAAAGAAUAAUGGCGGGAGCUAUUAUUGAGAACUUAAGUGGACGGAAGUUAGGAGUUUUAAUCGUCUUCUUAAUGAUCUGCCAGGUGGUGUGCUUCCUGGUCGGUGCAUUGAUCGCUCCAGCUCCAUCAUCGGUCAUGUCCACCCUGGGGACCAAGUGUAUCGACAAGGAGUACAAGAAGGACAAAUGGUACUGGACCCGUGGCAAAGGCAAAUGUGUGAGCAUCAUUCAUCUCCAAGACCCAGCAGUUCAUGAACAACAGAUUAAUGCCAACAACAUAAUCUUCACCUUCCAGAUACCAUCCCCCAAGGACAAAGUUAUUCUUGAUUAUUCACGCUGGCAUCAGAACCUGAUAGCUAUGAUGCACCUUGACAUCCUCUAUGAUGAGAAUGCACGGUUUGACCCCCACGCUCUGAUGACACUUGAGGCUCGACUGGGCUACAGAAAUAAGUGGGACCCAGAGGAUAAGUGGACCGAGUAUGCAUCAUCUGUAGAAGAAAGGCGCCUGGACUGCUCGAUAGACCCAAUGCACAAGAAGGAAGAAUAUAUGUAUAAUUGUUCUUCUGUGCCACUGUUUGAACUGGGGUCUCUCCACCAUGAUUUUUACCUCUUGAAUGUUCGCUUACCUGUUCACACCCUGGAGGAGCCACAGGAGAAGAACAUUAAUGAAGAUCUGGGAUACUUGGCAGACAUGUGGGUGGCGUUCAUUCACCAGAAUGGAGGAUUCACUAAAGUCUGGGUGUCUCUUAAGACAAUAUUCUUCCCAACCAUCGUUGCAAUCAUGGUCUGGUUCUGGCGUCGGAUCUCGCAGCUCUCAAGGCCUCCAGCCCUUUUGGAGUAUAUGCUCAUGAUCCUGGGGGCUGCCCUGACCAUGCUUAACUGCCCACUGGAGUACCUGACCCUGGCAUUUGACUGUCCCUGGAUGACUGUUGUUAGUGAUAUCCGACAAGGUCUCUUCUAUGCAUCACUUCUCUCCUUCUGGUUGAUCUUUACUGGAGAACAUCUCAUGAUUGCGGAUGACAUUGAGCGUAACAGACUUCGUGUGUACUGGCGUCACCUUAGUGCUGUGCUGGGAGGCUGCCUUUGUCUCUUCAUCUUUGAUAUGUGUGAACGUGGGGUACAGCUCCGCAAUCCAUUCUACUCGAUCUGGGUGACGGAAGUGGGCACCAACCUGGCCCUGGCAUUCAUCAUUCUUGCUGGAAUCUGUGCUGGUCUUUACUUCUGUUUCCUCUCUUACAUGAUAUGGAAGGUGUUUAUUAAUAUCAGCAGUAAGCGUCAGUCACUGUCGGCAAUGUCUUCUGCUCGGCGCCUCCACUACGAGGGUAUUAUUUACCGCUUCAAAGUGCUGAUGUUGGCUACUCUGCUGUGUGCUGCCAUGACUGUGAUUGGCUUUAUCCUGGGACAGGUGUCAGAGGGUCAGUGGAGCUGGGACGAGAACAUAAAGUUGGAGUACACAAGUGCAUUCUUCACAGGAGUAUAUGGCAUGUGGAACAUCUACACUUUCGCCCUCAUCUGCUUAUAUGCACCAUCACACAAACGCUGGCCUAAGGAUCAAAGUAUCUUGGGUAAUGAUGUAAAUGAAAAUAUGGAUACAGUACUACGAUAUGUUCGGAAGUACCUAGUCCAGACACACAGAGCAGCACUGGGGAGGAAAUAGAGUUUAGCAGACUGGCCACGGAACCCUCGGAGAUGUCUGCAAUUACUGCUUUUGUCAAAAAGGCCGCCACAGAGUAAACAUAUCCAUCGUGGGGCAUAAGCAACGGAAAAUUGGUUUGGGUAUUAAUAAUGUAUUUAAAUUGUUCAUUUUUACAAGUUGUAGGAAAUAUGAAGUAUUUUCCAUAUUUUAACAAUGAUGCACUAGUAUUUAUUUUUUCUAAUUCAUGAGGAUAAUGUUUUGUGAAGGUAUUUUGCAAGUUACGCAGACAAGAAACCAACAGUUGAUGAACAGGAGAAUAUUAAUACUGUUCAGUAUCUUUUCAAUGUUACCCUGUAUACUGUAACUCUGGUUUAAAUUGGUGGUGGUGAUAGAUUAUGGUUACAGGAAGUGACACAGCUGAACUUGAGUUAAACAAGUGCUAUCACACUUCAGUUUUAGCUGUUGCAAUUGAAAUACAGUUUCGAGUUUAUCCUGACUACUCGAGGCUUUUAGAAUUGAUCGAUAUCCUUUACCUUUUCUGCCUAAACUUGGCUCUACUGCCGUUUACUUCUCUUGUCUCUGGUGCUGGGUAUUAAAUGUGAGGUCUUAGCAUUCUGACCCCAGCCACUUUCUUAAGAAGAACUUUCCGAUUGCUAGCAAGUGCUUCAUGAGAUGAAGUAUUUUGAAAGCCUUGAUAACUGUUUUGAUGUAUGAUGAUGGUACACACAGUAAAAAAAAUACCGCACAGAUUAUGUGUGAAACAAUAUGACACCACGGACGAGGGAUAGUGGAAUAUGCGCGUUGGUCCUGUAUUAUGGUGGUAGACCUGCUUUCCUUGCUUGAGGGCGUCCUCUUAUCUGUUGCUAACGACAUAUCCUGCCGUAUAUAUAGUUGAUUGUACAACUGAAUAUGAACACGCAUAACCAACCCUCCCGGCACAUCAGGUGAUGUAUGUAUCAUUACAGAAGUCAACAGACCUCCCAUGCGCAAUACUUUUUUUUUUACUAUGGUUACAAUGAAAGACGAAAGUCGUGUCGUGAAAUUUGGUGAAAACAUAUGCCGAAGGGCUUAACUUUUGGUGCACUCUGCCUUGUGGUAGGGGGCUCUCGUAAUGUUUCACGAGUUAUAUUUAAUCUGGACAAAACCGUGACACAACUUUUGUCUUUGAUUGUACAUAUAUGUCAUCUAAUACUACACAAAAUAUUGUAACUGAAAUGUUUGAUUGUGAUGUCAAUAAAAAAAGAAACUACUGCAGUAA